Messenger RNA from Symbiodinium sp. CCMP2456, 1020 nucleotides. NCBI's taxonomy places the organism in Eukaryota, Dinophyceae, Suessiales, Symbiodiniaceae. The record is from the annotation of a GenBank genome assembly.
AUGAUGGGGUGGUACCCAGGUCACAGUGCCAUUGAGCUGGUACGCUGCCGGAUCAAGGAAAUUCUCGAAGAAGCCGUGGAUGUAGAGCUCGAAGACGAAGUAAACGAAUCAGUAGAUGUUUCUGAUACUGUCCAAGUGGAAGUGCUUGUGGAAAUUGAUGUGCUCGUUGGACUACUUGAUGUGGAAGUGGCCAAGCUUGUCGUCGACGAGCUUGUGCUUGCCGGGGUCGUACCCGAAAGCAUAGUCACCGUGGCAGUUCUUGACGUGGUUGUGCGUGAGGCAGUGAAGGAUGUGCUGCUAGUGGAAGAGGCUACGCCAGUUGUGGAUGUCGCUGUGGCGGUGGUUCCAGAGAGUGAAGUCGCGGAAAUUGCGGUAGAGCUGGCUGUCUCUGACGUCGUUCUGGUGCCUGUUGAAGUUGAGGAUGCUGUGGUGGUGGGUUGGGUUGUGGAUGUCUCGGUGGUCGAGGAAGUUGCUGUGGUGGCCGUGCUAACUGAUGUAGAUGUGCUCGGGGUCAUGGUCGAGGAGUGGCUAGUGGUGGUGGAAGUGGCUGUCCUUGAGACGCUGCUUGUGAUUGUGUCUGUGAAUGUCGAGGAGGCCGAAGUAGAUGUAGGACUUGUGCUUAGGGUGGAAGUGUCCGUGGUGGACGAUGUGCCGGUACUUGCCGAUGUAGUGGAUGUAGACACUGCACCUGCGCCUGUCGUCGUUGUGGUCCGGCUGCGGGACGAGGUCGUUGUAAUGCUGCUCAUGGUGGAGGAACUGACGGUGGAAGUUUCUGAAGAGGUACCACUCAAAGUUGACGAAGCAAAGCUGGUCGUUGUGGUCUCGCUACGGGAAGAAGUGGAUGUACUACUUCUUGUGGAUGUGAUACUGGCUGACGAAGAGGUACUGCUCAAAGUCGGCGAAACAUGGUUUGUAGUGGUCUGGCUGUGGGACGAGGAAGUUGUACUGCUGCUCAUGAGGGUGGAACUGACUGUUGAAGUCGCUGAGGAGGUAGCGCUUAAAGUUGAUGAAACAGAGUAG